This is a messenger RNA of Arxiozyma heterogenica, 5238 nucleotides long. It is a transcript of the gene RIM15, whose product is annotated as protein kinase RIM15. The transcript has a single exon. Gene Ontology annotation, biological process: phosphorelay signal transduction system; peptidyl-serine phosphorylation. Lineage: Eukaryota; Fungi; Ascomycota; Saccharomycetes; Saccharomycetales; Saccharomycetaceae. Gene Ontology annotation, cellular component: nucleus; cytoplasm. Bases 1 to 5238 code for a protein of 1745 amino acids. The record is from RefSeq and is a predicted model, not a curated record. Gene Ontology annotation, molecular function: ATP binding; protein serine/threonine kinase activity.
AUGGACAAUGUAUCUACCACAAGUGAUAAAAGUAAUUCAAGUCCCACUUAUGAAGAUUAUUUGAAAUUAGCUACUGAUCCACAAUCUACUGUAGUAUUGGAACUAGAUCCAAAUGGCAUUAUUCAAUACAUUUCAAAACAAUGGUUGGAGAUUGUAUCAUUUAAGGGGAAUGGCAAUAGUCAUGAGUUGCCUAUUUGGAAGCCAAUCAAAGAUUUGAUCAAAGGUGACUUAAAUGACAAGUUGGUGUUUGAAAGAGCCAUGGAGUUAAUGCUACAAAAUGAUAAUAUCAGCUAUACUGUCACUUUCACCACGUUGGAUGAUUUAAUUUUUGAAGCGUCAGGGAUUUUAAUCUUAACUGAUACCAAGGUUCCCAGUCAUACUAUGUGGAUAAUAAAACCUUUUGUAGAUAUUAAUCCAUUAGGUACAGCAAAUUCUAAUUUGACAAAUCAACUUUAUCAGAUUAAUGAUCCGCAAUUUUGGAAAAAAUUGGGUUAUGGGGCCACUUAUUUAAAUGAUUACCUAAAUGAAAUUGUCAAUUCAAAUAUCGUUAAUGAAAUAGAUUUACCUCCACCAAGGUUGGAACUUUGUCGUGUUUGUGAAUGUUUUGUCCCGGACUGGUGGUUGGAGUUACAUUGUCAGACUUGUAUUGUGGAACACCGAAUAGAAUCUAUUAUCCAAUUGUUGCAUGAUAAUUUAGUCGAUCAAUUGAAUCUUUUAACUAAAUUGAUUGACAAUAACAACGAUAGCAGUAAUAACAAUAAUAUCACCAACACUAUCACCACUACUUCUACGACUAUUACUACUACUAAUAAUAAUAACAACCAGAGUAUACUACUAGAACAUUUUACUUAUAAAGGUUUACCAUUAGAGUAUAAAUCUGCUUCUCAUGUCAUCAAUAUAAUAUAUUCUUUAAUUCAAUUAUGUCAAUGGGCAAUAAAUAUUAAUACAAGUGAACUGAUCUUAAAAUAUCAUAAAUUUAAUAGUAAUAAGACUAAUGGUGGUAUUACUAAAAAUACUACGAAUCAUGACCAUUUAAUGUCAUUUUUAAAACAAAAUAUAGACAACUACAAUAAUAGUGAGAUCCCGCAAGAAAGUCGGGAAAACACAGGUUGGAGUUUUGAAUUCUCACCAAAUACAAAAUCCAAUAUUAAAAGAAUCCAACUAUGGGAAAAUCCAUUAAAUAACAUAGAUAAUCAAGAAGUGUUACAAUUAGAUAUGAAUACCAAUGGCUUAUCUUUAUUAAUUAAUGAUACAAUACAAUUAGCUAAGGAAAAAGUUGAUGCUGUUGUCAGAUUAGAUAAUACUAUGACAUAUUCAUGGACCAUCAAGAAUGAAAUUAACAAUGAUAUUUUGAAAGUAAUUAAUAACCAAUUAGAGAUAAAUUCUUAUGAACUUUUAAAUACUAAAAAAGAACUUUUUUCAACAGAAUUAGAUGGCCUUAAUAGCACUAGGGGUAUUGAUAAUACUGACGAUGAAAAACUGCCUAAAUUAGAAUCGCCACAACCAUCAAAGAGAAAAUUUUUUGCUGAUUCUUAUCUACAAAAUGAUGAUAUUCCCUCACUAUCAACACAACCAGAAGUUAAUAAAAAAAUAAAUUCAAACAACAAUCACCUCUCUCAUUUGUCUGUGCCAAAUAGUGAGAGCCCUGUUCCAGAUAUAAUAGCCCCCAAACCAAUAUCACAGAAAUCAUCUAGAUCAGUCACCCCAAGUACACAGUUAGAUUUUGAAAAAAACACAGAUAAUAUAAUUGUGCACCCUACUAUACGACAGGAGGAUGGUAGCAUUAUUGUACAUGAUAUGAGUAUUAAAAAUGAUAGAAGUGAUGCUGUAGGUUCUAUUGUUUCUAACUCUGAUCUGAAAAUUGAAACAUCAAACUCUAAUAUCUUGAAAACAACCGAUUUAAAUAACGAUAAUACUACAGCAAAUAUUAGCGUGCCUUUACAGCGUAUAAGAAAUAGAAUAUCAGAACCAGUAAUUUAUUCAAGCAACAAUAUGGAAAAAUCAGAAAAUAAUAACAAUACAUUAUAUCCAAAAGUAUUUUCUACAAUAUCAUUAACACCAAGAAGAGGAUCACCUUUAUUAAUACAAAGACCAAACAGUAUUAAAGCACCCCUUUUACUCUCAGAAAAGUCACCAUUGAAUUCCCCCUUUAUUACUGGUAGAGAAUUUCUUACUCCUGAACAAUAUCCUAAUAUUUUAAAUUCGCCAAACCAACCAUUAUCACCUUUACUAUUAGCAACAAAUCAUUUUAAGAGUCCCACACCAAGCAUAAAAGAUUAUGAUAUUUUGAAACCAAUUAGUAAAGGUGCUUAUGGAAGUGUUUAUCUGGCUAGGAAAAAAUUAACUGGUGAAUAUUUUGCUAUCAAAGUUUUGAAAAAAUCGGACAUGAUUGCUAAGAAUCAAGUAACAAACAUCAAAUCAGAAAGAGCUAUAAUGAUGGUACAAAGUGAAAAAUCUUAUGUUGCUAAACUAUUUGCCACUUUCCAAAAUAAGGAGAAUUUGUUUUUGGUGAUGGAAUAUCUACCUGGAGGAGAUUUAGCUGCAUUAAUUAAGAUGAUGGGUUAUUUACCAGAUAAAUGGUGUAAACAAUACCUGAGUGAAAUUGUUUGCAGUGUUGAUGAUAUGCAUCAAGAAGGAAUUAUUCACCAUGAUUUGAAACCUGAUAAUUUAUUGAUUGAUUCAAAAGGGCAUAUUAAAUUAAUUGAUUUCGGACUUUCUAGAGCAGGUUUAGUUAAAAGACAUAAGGUGAUUUAUGCAACUGAUAAACCUUCUUCUAUAAUUUCAAGUAAUCCUUCUACUCCAGAAUCUACUAGUUCCAGUAACAAUUUUCCUUAUCGCGUAAGAAAAUUAUCUAAUUCUAAGCAGUACAUGGAUUCUAUUGACAGUUCACGACAAACACCUCGUUCAACAUCGAUAAUAGAUCCAAUUUAUAGCAUAGGUAAUGAUAUUCACAGUUUAAAGAGAACAGAAUCUCAACUAUCUUUUUCCAUGAUAGAUGUGUCUAGAUCAAGCACACCACCACCUCCAACAUUAUUAAAUUCACAGACUGCAUCUGUAAGUACUACCUCCGCAAGAACAGUCACUGGUGGUUCCCAUAUUGACAGUAGCAUUUCAACUAGUGGUAAUGUGCUUAUAGGAAACACUUCUUCUGAAAUGGAAAAUCAAACUUUAGCACAUAAUAUCAGUACUCCAGAACGUCCAAGAAUUGGUUCCAUUGAUUCACAAGAACUGCGUAUUAAUACAGUUAAUUCUACAGCAUCGAAAAUUAACAUUAAUAGUAUAAAUAAUAGUGUAUCUGCGGCUAUGUCAGAUUUGGCUUUAUUUCAUCCUGGGAACCCUAAAAAGAACAAACGAUUUUUCGGUACUCCAGACUAUCUGGCACCGGAAACUAUUCAAGGCACUGGUGAGGAUGAAAAUUGUGAUUGGUGGUCUGUUGGUUGUAUAUUUUUUGAAUUGCUGCUGGGAUAUCCUCCUUUUCAUGCAAGCACUCCAGAAAAGGUAUUUGAAAAAAUUCUUACCUGUGAUAUACAAUGGCCCGGAUUUAGUUCAAUAGAAGAAGAAAAAGAGGUUAUUUCUCCUGAAGCAAAAGAUCUAAUAUUAAAGUUGCUUGUUACCGACCCAAAGAAACGUUUAGGCUCCAAAGGCGUAGAAGAAAUCAAAAAUCACCCGUAUUUAAAAGAUGUAGAUUGGAAGAAUGUAUAUGAAGAAGAAGCCUCUUUUGUUCCUAAUAUUGAUAAUCCUGAGGAUACUGAUUAUUUUGAUUCGCGUGGUGUAGCUUUUCAAGAUUUUGAUGAUGACAGUCCAAAACACAAUGAAGAAAGUAGAUUUGAAGUUGAAAAUACUAGUUCUUUAAACCAGGGUACAAGCAUUUCCAAUAGUAACUUGGACGUUCCUGAAAUUCAAACCAGUAUGAUACCCAAUCCAUCAUUACAGACAGACAUAUCAUCUACACCAUCAUCAGUAAAAUGGAAAAGUUUAUCAGCCUCUAGCCCCAGUUAUAAAGAGAGAGAAGGUAUGAGAGAUAUGGUUAAUAAACCUAUGAAUAAAUUAAGUAUAUCUUCUGUAUUAGAAUCACUUUCUACUGAUAUAAGUACAGGCCCACGAAAUUCUACUAAAAGCCUUUCUUUGGCAAUCCCAGCACAUAUGAGGGAAAGAAGAGUUAGUAAACUGAGUGAAAGUCAGACAGAAUUCGGAUCGUUUUCUUUUAGAAAUUUAUCAGCGUUAGAUAAAGCAAAUAAGGAUGCAAUAAACAGAUUAAAGAACGAACAUAUGAAUGAGUUUUCAGGACACAGAAGACGAUCAUCAGGAUCUCAAGCUGGCUCAUCAUCAGAUAAUUCGUUUGGGAAAGCACGAACAGGUAGAUUAUCGAUUAAUGGAUCACCAGCAAUUAAUUCUAUUACUAGAAAUAUUGUUAAAUCAGAUAAUUCUUCAAUAAGAUCCUAUUCGCCAGAUAGGUCCAUAAGUUUGGAUCAAUCAAUAACAUCAAGAAAAGGCAGUAAUGCAAGUGUGCUUGAAAAUUCUAUGAAUAUUAAUCCACUGAUAACAAAUGCAACUAAUCUUCAUUCAAAUAAUUCUUUAUAUUUUAGUGACACGGAAUCACCUAUAACUGCAAAAUUUAAAUCUCCAUUGUCACCAUCGUAUGCUGCUCUUCCUCAAAAAACUCGAUCAUUGCAAAUUUCUUCAACAAAACAAAGGAGAAGUUCCAGUGAAACAGGAAGUGAAACAGAUGAUAGAUUGAAUGCUGUAUCAAGAGUUAAUUUUUUAAGGUAUAGAAGAAGAAGUCAGCGUAGAAGUGGAAAUGCUAAUCAGGAAAUUGGGUACCAAUUGGAUAUUCUACUGUGUGAACCGAUUCCUAUCCAUAGAUACAGAGCUACCAAAGAUCUUGAAAGUUUAGGAUGCACUGUAGUGAGUUGUGGUGCUGGUGAUGAAUUGGUCUCUCGAGCAACUAGUGGAGUCAAGUUUGAUCUUAUUAUAACUACUCUUCGACUUAAAAAACUUGGUUCAAUCGACAUUGUCAAGCUUUUAAGAAGAACAUACGGAAUUAAUUCCAACACACCGGUGAUCGCUAUUACGAACUAUUAUCAAGAAGCAUACAAUUCGCAAGCAUUUGAUGAGGUGGUAGAGAAACCGGUUGAUAUUGAAGAUUUACGCAGAAUUAUUGCAAAAUAUGCAUUAAAGAAGAGCCAAGAAGAAGAGGAUACAAUUUUCAGUGAUAAUGAUGACUUCCAUCUAACGUAA